This is a messenger RNA of Cylas formicarius (sweet potato weevil), 1979 nucleotides long. Its product is annotated as neuroendocrine convertase 1-like. Bases 1 to 1947 code for a protein of 648 amino acids. Gene Ontology annotation, cellular component: Golgi membrane; trans-Golgi network. The transcript has 10 exons. Gene Ontology annotation, molecular function: serine-type endopeptidase activity. The record is from RefSeq and is a predicted model, not a curated record. Lineage: Eukaryota; Metazoa; Arthropoda; Insecta; Coleoptera; Brentidae. Gene Ontology annotation, biological process: protein processing.
AUGAUGAGCGCGAAAAUCGUCGAAACGUUGUGCCUGUUGUUCCUAGCGGUGGGGCGGGGGUGCGAUGCGGGGGAACUCGUCGUGAGGGUGGAGGGAGGGCCCCUCGUAGCGGAGCUGAUAGCCGCGGAAACGGGACACGCGUUCAGGGGACCGGUACUCGGCUUUACUAAUACAUACUUACUGAUCUCUAUCGACAACGAGACCUUUUUUCCCAACCACCAAAAGAGGGGCUCCGCUAGAACCAGGUUGGAUGACGAUCAACGAGUGACCUGGGUGGAGGAACAGCACUCGAAGCAACGCCAAAAACGAGAUUUUACCACAGUCGAUCAGUCGGACGUCCCACAGCAAAGAUCCAAACGUCUAAAUCGACCUAGAAGAUGGACCAAUGUGGACAAAACGUUCAACGACGAGCUGUGGAGCAGUCAGUGGUACUUGAAAGACACCAGAACAAGAUUGGACUUGCCUAAAUUGGAUCUGAACGUGUUGCCGGUAUACAGGGCCGGUAUCUCCGGUAAAGGGGUGAGAAUCAGCAUCUUGGACGACGGCAUCGAGUACACCCACGAAGAUCUACGAGCGAAUUAUGAUCCGUUGAUAAGCUACGACUGCAACGAAGGCGACAACGAUCCUCUGCCAAGAUAUGAAGCGAGCAACUCCAACAGCCACGGCACCAGGUGCGCAGGCGAAGUCGCCAUGGCGGCCAACAACAAGAAGUGCGGCGUAGGGAUCGCUUUCGACGCGAAAAUAGGCGGAGUCAAGAUGUUGGACGGCCUGGUCACUGACAGGAUCGAAGGAACAGCUCUUUCUUACGCACAGCAUCUGGUAGACAUCUACAGCGCGUCGUGGGGCCCCAACGACGACGGCAAAACCGUAGACGGUCCCGGGAGAUUAGCGAGGGAGGCCAUAGAGCGAGGAAUCAGAGAAGGUAGAAGCGGUAGAGGCUCCAUUUACGUGUGGGCUAGCGGUAACGGAGGCAAUAAACACGACAACUGCAACUGCGACGGGUACUUGGCUAGUAUCUACACCAUCUCCAUAGGCAGCGCCUCUCAGAAAGGGGCAUUUCCUUGGUACGGGGAGGCUUGCGCCUCAACGCUGGCGGUCACUUACUCUUCGGGGGCUUACAAGGACCAGAUGAUAGCGACUACCGACUUGAACAACGAGUGUACUAUCAAGCACACGGGGACAUCCGCUUCUGCACCCUUGGCUGCUGGUAUUAUUGCUCUUGCUCUGGAGGUCAAUCCGUCGUUGACUUGGAGGGAUGUCCAGCAUCUGAUCGUCUGGACUUCUGAGUUAGCUCCGGUUGCUGACAAUCCAGGAUGGAAAAAGAACGCCGCAGGUCUUUGGUUUAGUACUAAAUUUGGAUUCGGACUCAUGAAUGCCGCUGGUCUGGUUUCGGCGGCAGUCAAUUGGACGACGGUGCCACCCAAGGCUAGUUGCUCAGUGGAGAUCGAAAGAAGCGAGAAUAGAACGAUAUCGUACAAUCGACCCGUUGCGAUUUAUAUCGAAACCUCCGCCUGUAAAGGUACCGACGCGGAAGUGUGGUUCCUCGAGCAUGUAGAGCUUAGAACGACCAUUAGCUAUUCGAUCAGGGGAGCGUUGCAAGUGGCUUUGACCUCGCCGGCUGGCACUACAGUGGAGUUACUUACGCCGAGACAGUACGACAUUAGUACCAGGGGGUUUACCAAUUGGACGUUUAUGUCCGUAAUGACUUGGGGUGAACUAGCGGCUGGACUUUGGACCCUACUUGUUACAGACUCCAUCGGCCCAGAAGAUAACGUCGGCGAAAUAGGUCGAACCAUCCUUAUCCUCCACGGUACCAAAGAACCACCGGCACACAUGUACAACGGACCCAGAGAUUACAAUCUCAACUACAAUAGAAUCCACAAUAGGGUGGGCGACGCGUUCAAGACGAAAUUUUACGACAAUAUUUACGAGAAUUAUCUAAAAUAAAAUGUAUAGUAAUCAAUAAACGGCAAAAUUGA